AUGAUUCGUGGUUCAAAAUGUUGGACACUAGAAAUGCUUGAUGAGCUCUGGGAACAUCUGACAACAUUUCUCAAUGAAGUUUGUAUCAAUCUCAGUUCCAAUACAUUCUUGUAUUGGGGUUCAUGCUUCAAAUACGCUAUGGAAAACAAAGAUCCACGUCGCAUGUAUCGACCAAUUCAAUUUCUUCGUGCAUUGAUCAAUAAUCAAACGUCGGUCAAUACUUUAAAUGAAGUAUCACGUUGGUAUCUCAUUCAACAGUUGGACAUUUUUGAAUGGCGCAUUCCAUCCAUCUGGUAUUCUAUUAAUGAACAUGUCAAGAAACAAUUGGAUCAUCCAUUCAAAGUUGUACGAGAUCGUAUGGUCAUGUGA
Molecule: messenger RNA, 369 nt
Organism: Rotaria sordida
Lineage: Eukaryota; Metazoa; Rotifera; Eurotatoria; Philodinida; Philodinidae
Source: the annotation of a GenBank genome assembly